This is a messenger RNA of Trichoderma harzianum CBS 226.95, 352 nucleotides long. RefSeq lists its product as hypothetical. Bases 86 to 271 code for a protein of 61 amino acids. The transcript has a single exon. The record is from RefSeq and is a predicted model, not a curated record. NCBI's taxonomy places the organism in Eukaryota, Fungi, Ascomycota, Sordariomycetes, Hypocreales, Hypocreaceae.
GAAGCUUUUCUCAUCUUCAGGGUAAGCUUCUCUGCUGGAGGAGGAUUGGCAAUUGAGUAGGCAGCUGUACGAAUGGCGCGUCUGUAUGCGAGAAACAGAACUCUUCUCAUCUUUACAAAUAUUAAUCUACUUAAUUAUUCUUCUCUUCUUCUCAGAGAUUAAAUUCUAUAUCUCUUGCAAAAUCUCUUCUUGUGCCACUUUCUACCAGCUACCUCAAGCUCCCCAAUGCUCGUUAAAUGCAAGAUUUAUGUUUGUUGCAUUAGAGGGGUAACAUAAACCCCCCUUAGCGGCAUUUCCACUGCCAAUCAAAACCCGCCAUGCAACUAUCCGAGCAUCUCCCCCCACCAAACAU